Parathielavia appendiculata is the source of this 558-nucleotide messenger RNA. RefSeq lists its product as uncharacterized. Bases 1 to 558 code for a protein of 185 amino acids. Gene Ontology annotation, biological process: regulation of DNA-templated transcription. Gene Ontology annotation, cellular component: histone deacetylase complex. Gene Ontology annotation, molecular function: transcription coregulator activity; protein binding. The record is from RefSeq and is a predicted model, not a curated record. The transcript has 2 exons. NCBI's taxonomy places the organism in Eukaryota, Fungi, Ascomycota, Sordariomycetes, Sordariales, Chaetomiaceae.
AUGGCCCCCUCGAAAGUCGCUCGGAGCGCUCAGGAGGAUUCCAAGGCCGACACAGCAACCCCCAAAGAGAAAAAUGGGGGUGGCGGGGGGUCAAAGAUGCGAAGAAUCGCCAGCAGCGCGGGCUCCAACCUACGCGAGGUGACAAACGCAAGUGCUGCUACGAACACGGCUGCUGUGAAGGCACCCGACUCGACAGCCAACACACAGGAGGCCAGCACUCCAGGACUGCAAUGGCCCGCCUUCGACCGAGACGUCCUCCACGCUUACCGCCGCGCUUACAAGCUCAAGACACCGACCGCCUUCAUCAGCGACCACCACGAAUGGGUCCUCACCCAGCCAGGAAGCAUCGGGCUCUACUCGCCGACAAUCGCACGACGUAAAGAGCUUCGGAGGCAGACCAAGGACCAGCUGACCAAUGUGGUGCGAAAGCACUUUAACGGCUUGGGGGUCCAGGAGAACGACAUCAUUGUCGACUUCCUUCACAAGGUCCGGAGCCAAGGUGUUACAAAAGGAAAGCCGAAAAGGCGCGAGUACGUACAUCUGGAACCCGAGCGAUGA